This is a messenger RNA of Drosophila elegans, 3280 nucleotides long. RefSeq lists its product as uncharacterized. Gene Ontology annotation, molecular function: beta-tubulin binding; microtubule binding. The record is from RefSeq and is a predicted model, not a curated record. Lineage: Eukaryota; Metazoa; Arthropoda; Insecta; Diptera; Drosophilidae. Bases 45 to 3212 code for a protein of 1055 amino acids. The transcript has 9 exons.
CGCCUUCCAGAAUACCCAACAUAUCUAUAGGAUAGGCAUUUAUUAUGGGGAGAAAGAGUAAAGGCAAGAUCAAAACCAUUGCGGAGCCGAUACAAAAAUGGGAUCUAAUACCCGAGAGUGAAAUGUUGGAACGAGAGGCUAAGUAUAUAAGCCGCCUGAAUGAUUUUGGCGUUAGUGCUCAAUUAGUAAAGCAUGCCCAAAGCGACUUCUAUGAACAGGAGGUGGAGAGAGCGGCUAGAGAACAUUGGGAACGUCAUCUGCGCUGUGAUGGACUACCACGUCCCUAUCUUCCGGUCGAAAUAAGAACAUUUAUUUCCAAAAUGCGGUUCUACGAUGAAAUCGAAUCUAACAAUUCAAUGGACUGGACUUUGUCGGUGGACGAGCGAUCUAUAUUGAAUCAGAAUAUCUUUCGGGUGGACAAAACGAGAAGUGUGAUGAGGCUCAACAAAGAUAAUCCGGGUGUGCCCUAUGGCAAUAAUGUCCAAAUGUGCCUGGAAACAUUGAAACAGAUGGAUAUAAUGCUGGACAAUGAGGCGGAAUUAGUGCGAAUGACUGCAAAAAGGCAGAUGGAUAUUAUAGAUGUUUAUUCGGAAGUCGAGCUGGAAAUCGAUGAUCUUUUUAAUCGCCUUACCUAUCGGCUAUUGAAAAUGCAGAAAACUUAUAUGGAUUCCGAAGAUGGUAAAGUGGCUACAUGGAGCUACAAGUGUGAGCCCUGGGAGUUGGAUAUGUGGGGCCUUCUAAAUGUCCCUAUAAUCUUUGAAAAUUUGGAAUUGCCAGUUAUGUUGGCCGAGCUAAAGGCCACGGGCGUUGAAGUCCAAAUACCAAGAAGUAUUCUUAAAGAUUGCGUAACACUUCGAAGUAUACACACUAAAUUCGACAAAAUCUCGCAGAAUGCCAAGAGCUUCGAGACACCGGUUGCUACAUCGCUCAAUUAUCCCACCGCUGGAAUUGUCGAUAUUGAGAAAUCGGUCGUUGAUGAAUGGCUAAUGCAGCAGGAAAUUCAGCAGGAGACACUGAAUCUGAUGUUGAGCCGGCGACAGGAGUACGAGGAUAUGAUGCAGAUCAUCGCCGAAAAAACCGAGGCGGCAGCUAAGGCGGCCAAACAAAGUGAUAGCGAUAAAGCCAUCAAAAUUAUAAUACCAAAAGCUCCGAAAGAACCUCCGGCCGUUCCACAGGGCAUGUUUCCCGAUAUCUACAGCGAUUUUCUCAGAAUGGAGGAUAGCCAGUAUUUGGGUUACCUUGAUGAGGUGUAUCAUCCAAGGCAUCUGGAUAUGCAGAAAUUCGAGAUAAAUCUUAGAGACUUCAUCAUGCUUGGUGGAAUCUAUGCGAUCAUGUUCAUAAGGCGACCUGACCAAACUCAGUUCCAGAAGUUUAACAUUGUUUUGCACGAGGAUGGUCGCGUGCUGCACUCCAUGCCAGAAAUGGUGGCCGAAGUUCAAGGGGAAAAUAUGCGCAAGUCGAAUAUUAGCCGAAAGACCAGAGAGACCUUUCGCGGGACCAAAAUCAAGCUUGAGGAUGACGAACUGCCCUAUUUCAUCGUGACACUGCAGCUGCCGCAGGAUCUGUGCAAGUGGAAUGAGCCCGUGGUCUGCCACUUCAUGACGGAGCAGGAGCUCAUUCCGAUCGAAUACAAACGCGAAGCCGUAUGGGUGCCAACCAAGCAGAGUAUCAUAAGUCAUUCGAUACAUAACGAGGGUCCAGGUAGUACCAUGAAUCAUGGCAGUCGAUUUUCGGUUGACUCUGCCAAUAUAUUUCGGCCCACCAUGCGGUCGUUGCUCCGGCAAAGUAAAUUGGAAUCGGCUCAGAUAGCCGAAAUUCCCUUGGAUGAUUUUGAUCUGCGUAAGAAAUUGAACAAUUUGGAGAUACGAACCUUGGAGAGACAUUGCUUGCCCCGCAUUAUUUCGACGUUUAAGUUUCCCAUAGAUUUCCGGGAUGAGCUACGGGAAGGGGCAAAGGGGCCGGGCAAAAAGGGUUUGAUCAAGCGGACAGAAGCCGAAGAAGUGGUCAUUAAGACUAAAAGCUUAGAUUUAGACUUCGAUUCCCAGGCCAAUACCGCGGAACGCUUGUAUCCCUUCUUUCCGGAAGUAGAUCCUAUACAGUAUCCCAUGCUUGCCGAUGAUGGGCAACCAGGACCUAUCAAUUCCUCUACAGCGCUUGGUCUUCUGAAAGCCGUUGACGACAUCAAAUCGAAAUAUAAAGAAAGGCCAGUUAACCUUUUCAGUCAGCCCGACGAGCAGGACAAGAAAUUGAAGCAAAAAAAAAAGGAAGAUGAGGAGUUACCAGAGGGGCAGAUGGGCAGACGCAAGUCGAGUAAAAUUUCCGAAAAAAUGCGACAAAGCUCAAAGGAUAAAAAACCCAGCGUCGUUUCGGAAACACCUACGGACGGGAUGCAGGCUCAGGACGUGACCCAUUGGACAACAAAAUACAUUAAAGACUCCGUUCUCGAUAGAGCAACUAGCAAAAUUACGUUUAAGACCGACCGACUGGGAUAUUUUGGAUUAGCCUUCAAGCGGUACGAGCACUUUCCAUUUCGCGAAUGGUCACUGCAGCCAAAUGAGGAAAAUCCGGAUGAGAUAAUACUUAGCGUGGACACAUUUCACGUCCGUAUAUUUUUCUACAUCACAUCGAAAGGAGUGCGGGGAUAUGUGACCGAUCUGAUUAAGGGUUACAGUGCCAAGCCUUUUAAAUAUCUCGAGAUUGUGGAGCCUAUAUCUGACUUUCGUGAAAUGCGCAAUUUAUUCAUCAGCAAAAACAUCAAUAUAUUUGCCGAGAACGAUGCCCAUUUCUAUAUAGAAAAUGGAUACUUCUCCAUGAAGCAUGUGGCACUAGAGCACCACACAUAUAAUAUCAUGGCACUCCACUGCAAGUUGAUGAAGUUCUACCGAUCUAGCUGGAAUCGAUUGGCCACACGCCGGGAUAUCAUCUUGGGCAUGAAGAUUGCCAAGGAAGCCUCUGAUUACUCCGAGGUAACACUGAGAAUUACCCCCGAGAACACCACGUUUGUUCAGGUUACAGAGAAUUGCUCGGAUAAAGUGAAUGUGAUUGUGCUUAGUUAUGCUAACACCUGGCGAAACAUUGGCGAAUACACGGAUCUACAUCAGGCCAUAAACUCAAUGGUUCCUUAUGCCACAGAAGUUAGGAACAAGGAUUCCAUUCUUCUGCAUAAUGUAACGCGAAUGCUAAAAGAGCUCAGACUUUUAAGCUAUUCGUAAAAUGUCUCUAUAUAUUUUGUACAUCUAUACUGGUUAGUCUUAUAUAUAAUAAAACAGUAUGCAACAAA